UUUCCGUAGCAGUUUUUUCCACUUGCGGAUUUUUCGUUGUGCGCGUGUUUUUUGCUCGUUUCAGCUGCAUUUGCGGCAGCUGAUCGACGCCGGCGAAUCGAGAUGCUAUUGGCCUAAUCCGCGGCCACUUGCGAAGCCAAAUUUUUCCAGGGCCGAUGGUAUUUUGUGAGAUUUGCGGUGCGGUCACACUGGAAUCGAGUUUUGGGAUUUGGCGUUUAGCGAAGAUUUUUUGUGCUAAUUUUGUGCAGAAAUCGAAGCAGCAGCCGUGUUAAUUGGAAACAAGUGGGAGCCCGAGAACAGCUGUUACACCUGGCCGGAAAUAAAGGGUAUAGCAGUAAAAUAGAAGCGACCAGCAGCAGCGAAAUGAACAAGGCUGACGUCAACCGACGCGUUUUGGCCAUUCAGGCGAAGAAGAAGCGUCAUAAGAACAACAAGAAGCGGGGCAAGCAGAACGGCACUGGUGGCCCCCAGGAUCAGCAGCCCAAUCCCAGCCAGAAUCCCAGUUCCCAACCGAAUCAGAGCAGCGAGAACUUGCAGGCACCGGAUAAUGCUAAUAAUAGCCAUGCGGAUGUGCCAAUUUCGGCUGCCUUUAGCAAGGUAAACGCCACGGCCACAGUUUCCACGUCCAGCGGAGGAUCCGGCGGCACUCCCGACCAAUAUCAGCCACCACAGGCGCAGCCACCGAAGUCCAAGAGCAACUCGAAAAAGGAGCAUCUGCAGCAGCAGCAGCAGCAGCCACCGCGAAGCAGCUCCAAUGAGUCCUACGAAUCCGAGCUGAAUAGCGAGAACGAGGAGCAGGAGCUCAAGGAAGACUACUGCAAGGGUGGCUACCACCCCGUCAAUAUCGGUGACCUGUUUCAGGGUCGCUACCAUGUCAUCCGAAAAUUGGGCUGGGGUCACUUCUCGACCGUCUGGCUGUGCUGGGAUCUGCAGGAGAUGAGCUAUGUGGCCAUAAAGAUCGUCAAGUCGGCGCCGCACUUUGCCGAGACGGCCAAGGACGAGAUCAAGAUUCUUAGGACGGUGCGCGAGACGGAUCCAUCGAAUCCACGCCGGCAGAAGACCGUUCAGAUGCUGGACGACUUCAAGAUCACCGGCGUCAAUGGCACCCACAUCUGCAUGGUGUUCGAGGUGCUCGGCGACAAUCUGCUGAAGCUCAUUCGCAAGUCCAACUAUCGAGGCAUACCGCUGGGCAACGUGAAGACCAUCACCCGCCAGGUGCUGGAGGGUCUGGACUAUCUGCACACCUGCUGCAAGAUCAUCCACACGGACAUCAAGCCCGAGAACGUGCUGCUGUGCGUGGACGAGCCGCAUGUCCGCUCGCUGGCCACCGAAGCCACCCAGUUGUACUGCAUGAACUCCAAGAUGUAUCCCUCGCUGGUCAGCCGGGCGCCCAAGGAGUAUCGCGAGCCGCCCAUCACCGGCAAAAUGAGCAAGAACCGCAAGAAGAAGCUCAAAAAGAAGGCCAAGAAGCGCAUGGAGCUGUUCAAAAAGCAGCGUGACUACCUGGAGCAGGCGGGCGGUCAGCCAGUCGAAGGCCAGGAUGCUGGCGAGGAUCAGACGGACUUCGGUGUCAAUCACAAUGAGGUGCAGAACGGCGAUGCUGGCAUCUCCGAUGGCGAUGAGGACGUGGAGGUGAAGCAGGAGCCGGAGGACAAUGAUGGCGACGAGGACGAGGAAGUGGCUGCUGCGCAGCCAGUGCGGAAGGAGAGGCACGAGCGCAAGGAGCGUCCGGAGCGAAAGGAGCAGGCACAGCAGUCGGAACAACAAGCUGAGGGCGCUGACAAAGCCAAAAAGAAGAAGAAAAAGAAGAAUAAGAACAAAUCCAACCAGCCGCAAGCUCAGCAGGCGCCACAGCUGGAGAACUCGACGAGCAGCGGCGACAGCAGCAGCGCCCUCAAGAGCCACCAGAUCAAUGGCAGUAGUAGCAUUAGCAACAGCAACUCCAACACCAACAGCAACUCGAGCGGCACUCUAAAAGGACAAUCAAAUGGCAAAAAGAUGCCAUUGCGACCGAAGCAGGAGAAGCAACUGGAAAAGCAGCAGCAGCAGCAACAGCAGCAGCAGUCAUCGAAUCAGCAGCUGACGAACAACAACAACUCCAGCUCUAAGCCCAACUCGAAUAGCAAUUCGAAAAUCUCAAGCGGCUCCGUGGAGAACUCGUCGUCGGCCACAAAUGGGCCGUAUUCUGAGCCCAUGCUGCCACCGCCUCCUCCGCCACCGCAGGCCAAACACAGCAGGGCCAGACGGGAUCCGGCGCUGGAGGAGUGCAGCGUCUAUGUGAAGAUCGCCGAUCUGGGCAAUGCCUGCUGGGUGGAUCGCCAUUUCACCGAGGACAUCCAGACGCGUCAGUAUCGCUCGCUGGAGGUGAUUCUCGGCUCCGGCUACGAUACCUCGGCGGACAUCUGGAGCACUGCCUGCAUGGUGUUCGAACUGGCCACCGGCGACUAUCUGUUUGAGCCACACUCCGGCGACACCUACUCCCGCGACGAGGACCAUUUGGCGCACAUCAUUGAGCUGCUGGGUCCCAUACCGCGCAACAUUGUGUUCCGCGGCACCUAUGCCCAGCAGUCGUUCAACCGGGGCGGCGAACUGCGCAACAUCACCGGCCUGAAGCCCUGGGGCCUGAUGGAUGUCCUGCUGGAGAAGUACGAGUGGUCGCACAGCGAGGCGGAGUCCUUCGCCUCGUUCCUCAAGCCCAUGCUGGAGUUCGAUCCGGCCAAGCGAGCCACCGCCGCGGAGUGUCUGCAGCACCCGUGGCUUAGAUAAGAUACGAUGCAACCUGGUUGUUGGCUGCGUGCCACCCAGCCAGCAACGGCAGAUGGAGCGGUAGUGGUAGCGGCAGCGGUAGUGGGAGCAGGAGCAGGAUUGCCGGCGGCGGCGACGGGAACGACAGAAGGCGGCGGAGGAGUUAGCGGUGGUUAUGUGGAAUCUUCGGCAUCGGUUGCCACAUUGGCCUCCAUCUCAUCAAUUGCUUCCACCUCGGCGGCAGCAAUGGCGGCACUGAAGGCCCGUCCUUAUCUAGUGGCACCCUUUGUGACCACAGCCUCGGCGCCAUCCACUCCACAGCCACAUGUUUCAAUGGCCACCAGCACGGCCCGCACAGCGCCAGCCACGCCCACACGUCGUCGCAUUGCCGUUGGAGCAGAAGACGUGGACCUGGUGGAGGACUUUGACGUGGGGCUUGCCGCCCAGUUGGAGGAGCCGCAGCUGCACACAAAGAGCAAGUCGCAGCGCUUCUUCUGGCGCAAGGCACUGCGGCGCGUCUUCCAACGCCGCAAGUGACGGCGUCGCCGGCAGGACUUGCCCCGCUGGCAUCGUCCCGCCCGUCGCUGUCGUCGCCGCAAUUUGGCCGAGCGGGUGAGGCGCAUCUGCGCCUGCUGUGCCUACGGUCAGAUCCUGCUGCGCGCAGCCCGCGUGGCCCUCCUCAGCUGCAUCCGCUGGCGAACCCGUGGCAACAUACGCAACAACAACUUUUACUUCAGCAACCACUAAAGCAUGAGCCAGAGAGCCAGAAAGCCAGCAAGCCAGAAAGCCAGAAAGCCAGCAAGCCGCCAGCCAAGCAACCAGCAGUCGCUAAUCUCCGUGCUUGCUCCAGCUAACUCGAGUUACGUUUAAUGUUAAUGAAUAACCAUUCGACUAAGUUAUACAGCAGCCAGCGCCAGCGCUUAAUUUAUUUCCUGUGUUUUACAUCGACAAUUAGACUAUUUUUGUUGCUACAUAUGAAAUUAUAAAAUGUAUUACCGCCUAUUACGAACACGUCCCCACGAAUCCUGUACAUAGGGUCGAUAGAGCUCGAUCCCAUUGAUCCAUUGAUCAGUUUAAUCGAAGCGACGCAUCCGAAGGCGAGCGAGAGUUUAGCGAGAGCGAAUGCCGCAUACAAACCUAUAAUAUAGGCCCAUAUCUGUUACUGUACAUUUAGCCAAGAGGCGAAUCGGCAAAUAUACAUUUAUAUAGCGUACACAUAGUUAAAUGAACUGGAGUCGAUCCAUCGAUCGGUGGCUCACUCGCUCAAUUGUCACGUUGCGAUAUUACGAUAUUACGAUGGGCUGAGAUGAGGAACCGCAGAUGGAUUUUUAUUAGCAUAUGUAAAUGUACAUGGAUGCAGAAACUUGAGCUGAACAUAACAAUAAUGAGAACGUAGUUAAUUAGUUUAUCCUCGGCUUAGUGAUCGACAUGAACAAUUUGAAAUGGCAUUAGUAGGCAUUAAAGCGUAACCUGAAAUAGAAAAGCGAAUGCACUACCAGCAACAACCACAAGUGAAACGAAUCCUUAACCCCGAAUCGGAACUAAUAAGCAUAUAAUUCUAAUUAAAAGUAGCCGCCACUAACAAAAGUAUUGUUCAACAUUAAAUACUAGCGCAAGCGCAAAAUAAUUGCAGCUUUAUUGGAUAGAUAAAAUAUUCUAGACACACAAACACACAACAAAUUUGGCACACUUAUCACUAACUAGAGCCACACAAAAUUUAUGGAAUUUUUCUCACCCACUCUCAACACAAGCAUAUAAAUACCUAGAGGCCACUUUAGUUAAGGCUAGAAGUUAAAGGCGAUAUUUUCAAUGGAUAAUGGAAGGAGCUAAGGCGAGGGAUUAUCAGACAUGUAGAAAGUGUAGGGCCCAGUGUCCUUGGCAAUCGGAUUGGAAUGGCAGGGGAUGUGUGCAUAACUGACUAUUGACUAUUUACGAGUACGUACACACUGCAUAUAUAUGGAUAAGUGGCCUUAUUAAUUCGGUUCUUCGCACCACAACACACCACACCACACACUACGCACCAGAAAACCACAACCUCAAACACACACACGCAUCCAAACCAAACCAAACUAAUUCACAAACAGAUACUAAACAAAUCCCCCCAGCCAAUCUGAGAAAGCUAUUACAAACACGAUUUACGCUGCGCGAACUAAGAAAUUAAAGAAUUAGGUAUGAAUAUUAUUGUAACUGGAGCAGACAUUACUGCAACUAGACAGCCUAGACAGCCUGGCCAGCUAGCAAGCAGAUAUCAAUCUAAAUUUAAACUAAAUGUGUCCAAGUUGGAGGAGAAUUGAAGAAUGAGAGACGGUUCUUUGUAGAGUAGCCCACACACAGUCGAUCUUCGAUGUUGUCAUCAAGUUAAUCAUAACAUAAAUGCAAAUUCAACAAUCUUCGGCUGGCCGAUGUUUCGAAAAUACUUACCGCAUAUACUCUUUGAAAAACGCCCAGACUUCCGAACGAAGCUACUACACUAGACUUUUGGCAUCAAAAGUGGAGGAGAGUCCCCCCACAGAUGACCACUUUGAAAUGAAUUAGAACCAGAAUAAGAAUCAGAAGCAGAAUCAGAAUCAGGAACCCAGCUGCCGAAUUGCAAUUCCAGUAUGUUCUCACGCUUUCAAAGAGUAUGAUUAUGAAUUAUACGAUACGAUACAUAAUUUAUUGAUGUAGUUAUAAACAAAAUAAACAACAAAUUACACAAAUUGGAAAACAA
This is a messenger RNA of Drosophila gunungcola (fruit fly), 5455 nucleotides long. It is a transcript of the gene SRPK, whose product is annotated as SRSF protein kinase 3. Gene Ontology annotation, biological process: regulation of mRNA processing; spliceosomal complex assembly; protein phosphorylation. The record is from RefSeq and is a predicted model, not a curated record. Gene Ontology annotation, molecular function: protein kinase activity; ATP binding. NCBI's taxonomy places the organism in Eukaryota, Metazoa, Arthropoda, Insecta, Diptera, Drosophilidae. The coding region runs from base 364 to 2766 and encodes 800 amino acids. The transcript has 5 exons.